This is a messenger RNA of Pyricularia grisea, 132 nucleotides long. RefSeq lists its product as uncharacterized. The transcript has a single exon. Lineage: Eukaryota; Fungi; Ascomycota; Sordariomycetes; Magnaporthales; Pyriculariaceae. The record is from RefSeq and is a predicted model, not a curated record. Bases 1 to 132 code for a protein of 43 amino acids.
AUGCCUAUUUGCAGUCCGCGUUGGUGCAGCAGGGUCCCCAAAUCUCGCCUAUUUCAGUUCUCGGUUUGCAUUUGGCGGGGAGGUUUUUGGGGCAAUCUUGGCUGGGCCCGAUCUCCAGGCCUGGACCGGUAG